UCACCACAACCUCUCUGACUCCACCUGAGGACAGCAGGCGAGACAGCAGCUCAGCUCAGGAUCACUACUGCCAGCGCAGAGGAAGACAUGGUGUCAAUCAAAGUUACGGUGAUGGCGAUCACGCUCGUCACUCUUUGUCUGCUGGACACAAAUCACGCCGUGAAUCAUAAAUGCUGUCCAAGAUACAUGACAGUCAAAAUACCAUUCAGUGCUAUUAAGGGGUACUCAGUCCAGACUGUCAGAGAGAUGUGUCCCUUUGAUGCCAUCAUUUUCCACACAAAGAAGGGUAAAGCGUGCACCGAUCCUGCUUUGGACUGGGUGAUGGACUACGUCGAGCGUAUCAAGACAAGGGCACAAAAAGUGCACGAGACCUCACAACACCUCACAAGACCUCACAAGGGCAGAUGAAGAAGUGACUCCAGCUACCAAAAAAAAAAUAUAUCUAUUUGAGCUUUGCCUGUGAACAAAGAUUCUUCACUGUUCUACAAUUUAACUGCUGUCAGUAAAAGCUGUGUUAUUAAGCUGUGCAUAUGAGCUCAACUGUAAGAGCGUUGUAUAGUAUUAUUUUCUUAUUUUUAUAUUCUUUGUAAAUGUAAGAUUUUGCACUUUGUAUUAAAGUUUUGUUGAAAAAA
Messenger RNA from Stegastes partitus (bicolor damselfish), 632 nucleotides. RefSeq names its product C-C motif chemokine 20-like. Gene Ontology annotation, biological process: immune response. Lineage: Eukaryota; Metazoa; Chordata; Actinopteri; Pomacentridae. Gene Ontology annotation, molecular function: chemokine activity. Gene Ontology annotation, cellular component: extracellular region. The transcript is spliced from 4 exons. Bases 88 to 408 code for a protein of 106 amino acids. The record is from RefSeq and is a predicted model, not a curated record.